AUGGCGGAGCCCUCGCCGCCGCCGGCGUCGAACGCUGGCCUCCGUAUCCUCCUGUCGAAGGACCGGCCGGCUCCCUCCCCUCCUCCCACCGCCGCCGUCUCCAGCCACGCCGACCGCGACCGCAUCAUCGGAGUUUUCCGGAGCGCGUUGUCUAGGAAUGAACCCCCAGAAACAUUUUCCCUUCAGACAGUUCAGGAAGCAAUUAAACCUCAGAAGGAAACCGUGUUGGUUCUAGAGGAGAACCAAUCCUUGGAAAAUGCUCUUCGAACAUUGUUGCAGGAGCUUGUGUCAUCUGCAGUGCAAUCGGGUAAAAAGAUCAUGCAAUAUGGGAAUUCAUUGGAUAGCGGAGAAAGUAACUGCCUGAUAACUCGCCUUCUUGAUAUUGUGCUUUAUCUUUGCGAAAGAGGGCAUGUUGAGGGUGGUAUGGUAUUCCAGCUGUUAGAAGACCUAACUGAAAUGUCAACAAUCAAAGACUGCAAAGAUAUCUUUGGGUAUAUUGAGAGCCAACAAGAUGUACUGGGGAAGCAAGAACUUUUUGGACGUGGAAAACUAGUUAUGCUAAGGACUUGCAACCAACUUCUUCGCAGACUAUCGAAGGCAAAUGAUGUGGUGUUCUGUGGGCGCAUUAUUAUGUUUCUAGCACAUUUUUUCCCAUUAUCGGAGCGUUCAGCUCUCAACAUUAAAGGAGUUUUCAACACGUCAAAUGUAACCAAGUAUGAAAAGGAUGCUAUGGAUGGAAUCUCUGUUGAUUUCAACUUCUACAAGACCCUCUGGAGUCUACAGGAACAUUUUAGUAACCCAGCUUUGACUUCUACAAAUGCAGCAAAAUGGCAAAAGUUCUCUUCUAAUUUGGCGGUUGUGUUGAGCACAUUUGAAGCUCAACCUCUUAGCGAUGAUGAUGGAAAACUUAACAGUCUCAACGAGGAGGAAGAUGCUGCUUUCAAUAUUAAGUACCUGACUAGCAGUAAAUUAAUGGGUUUGGAGUUGAAGGACCCAAGUUUUCGACGCCACAUACUUGUUCAGUGCCUUAUAUUUUUUGACUAUCUCAAGGCGCCUGGAAAAAAUGACAAAGAAGGUCCAACAGGGAGCAUGAAAGAGGAAAUCAAUUCUUGUGAAGAGCAUGUUAAGAAGCUUCUAGAAAUUAUCCCCCCCAAAGGAAAGGAAUUUCUGAAAAGCAUUGACCAUAUUCUUGAGCGGGAGAAAAAUUGGGUUUGGUGGAAGCGAGAUGGGUGUCUUGCAUUUGAAAAACCACCCUUUGAGAAGAAACCAGGUCAGGCUGGAGGUAGAAAACGGAAGCCAAGGUGGAGACUGGGAAACAAAGAGCUCAGCCAAGUUUGGAAAUGGGCAGAACAAAACCCUAAUGUUUUGACUGAUCCUGACCGUGUCCGCAUGCCAUCAAUUACGGAAUAUUGGAAACCACUUGCAGAAGAUAUGGAUCCAUCUGCUGGAAUUGAAGAGGAGCACCACCACAAAACUAAUCGGGUGUACUGCUGGAAAGGACUACGGUUUUCAGCCAGGCAGGACUUGGAUGGAUUUGCCCGGUUUUCAGACUACGGGAUCGAAGGAGUUGUACCUUCAGAACUCCUGCCACCUGAAGUAAAUGCCAGGUUUUCUUCUAAGCCUGCAGAAAAGGUUAAGCGGACGAGAAGGGAAGAUUCAAAAGGUGUGUCAGCUCAACCCAAAGAGCAGCAGGUUGCCGCGACACCAGAAACCGACGGCGGUGGCAGCGGUGGCGAUCUAGAAGAAGGGGCCGCACCAAUGGAUUCCGACAACGGCGCGGUGGAGGAUAGUCAGAAGCGGAGCCCAGGGGAGGUCUCUGGCCCUGAAAGCGGUCAGUGCGAGCCUGAGGCGGAUGCCGAUGAUAACGUGAAGACUGAAACCACCAGGGGGCCUGGGGUGCAGGUAGAAAAAAGGCAGCCAGCUAAUUCGCAGCACACUGUGGCUUGUGUCAGGUGGCAUCGUCGGGGGUCCAAGCGACGCAAAGCGAAGCGACGAGGUCGCCGCUGCCCGGCUGCUGCCGCUGCUGACACGGGGCACAGGCAGAGCGGAGCACGAGGACGAGAAGGGCAGCGAGCGUCGCAACGGGCGGUGGCUGCACCUGCUCACCCGCACCGCGUCGCAGGAAUCGAAUCCCGUCAGCGUCUCUGCAUGCAGGUGCAGCAGGCAGGCGGCUGCUCCUACAUGGAGUCGGAGCAGGCGGAAUCGGCGUCGGCCCCUGUGGGUGUGAUGAGCUGCCGCUCGCCAACGUGCCCGCCUUGGCUCCAAGCGGCCAUUGCAGACAUCGAGCAGCGGGUGCGCGCGCUGGCGGUGGACGAGGCGCCGCCCACGGAGCACUCCUUCGCCGAGCGCGCCGACAACUACUACCACAAGCGCCCGCAGCUGCUGUCCCUCCUCAGCGACCUCCACCGCCGCUACCUCUGCCUGGCCGACCGCUACUCCCAGUCGCUGUCCACCCUCCACCACAAGCACCACUCCUCGCUGCCGGCGCCCGCCGUCUCCGACUGCGGCUCCUCGGAUGUGGACGACCGCUGCUCCGACGACGCCGACAGCUCGCUCUCGUACCAGCACCCGCUCGGUGCCGGGGUCAGCAGCGGCACUAGCACUAGCAGCGGCAGCAGCACCACUGCCGAGGCCGAGCUGGUGGUGGCGGAGCUGGUGGCCGCGUGGGUGGAGCGCGACGUGCUGGCGGACGAGGCGGCGCGGCGGGCCGCGGAGUCGGCGCGCAAGAUCGAGCUGCAGGGGAGCCUGGUGGAGGUGCUGGAGUCGGAGCGUCUGGUGCUGCUGGGCGAGAACGCGCGCCUGGGCUUCCGCGCGUCGGCGGCCGAGGACGAGGCCGCGGCGGCGGCUGCCGAGCUGGGAUACGCGCGCCGCCGCGCCGCGGAGAUGGCCCGCCUCGUCGUCAAGCUCCGCGAGGACCACCGCGUGUGCAUGCUGGGACGCAAGAUCGAGGCGCUCCAGGCGCAGGUGUACGCGCUGGAGCUCCGUAACCGCGAGUGCUACGAGGCCAUGGCGGCCUGGGAGGCCGAGCGCAUGGUGGCGGGCGCUGAGAUCCAGAGGCUCCGCGCCGAGAACCGCCGCCUGGCCGACGAGGCUGCCGCGGCCGCGGCGGCGGCGGUGAUGGCGAGGAGGAAGCGCAAGGGGAGUGGCGGGUGGUGGGCCAGGGUCAGGAUGGCCGCCGAGUGGACACCGUGCGCGCCUGCCACGACGGUCACGGUCAGGAAGGUCGGCGAGCAGGUGAAGAGGAAGGACGACGGCAAGUACUACUACGGCGGUGGAUGCUUUUGCGUCUAG
Miscanthus lutarioriparius is the source of this 3291-nucleotide messenger RNA. The record is from the annotation of a GenBank genome assembly. NCBI's taxonomy places the organism in Eukaryota, Viridiplantae, Streptophyta, Magnoliopsida, Poales, Poaceae.